Messenger RNA from Erpetoichthys calabaricus (reedfish), 1164 nucleotides. RefSeq names its product mitochondrial ribosomal protein S22 (gene mrps22). The coding region runs from base 41 to 1072 and encodes 343 amino acids. Gene Ontology annotation, cellular component: mitochondrial small ribosomal subunit. The record is from RefSeq and is a predicted model, not a curated record. The transcript is spliced from 8 exons. Gene Ontology annotation, molecular function: structural constituent of ribosome. NCBI's taxonomy places the organism in Eukaryota, Metazoa, Chordata, Cladistia, Polypteriformes, Polypteridae.
GAAGCUUCACGUGGGCUGUCAUUCCGGUGUCGGCGUUAACAUGGCUGCGCUCGGUGUAACGCGUUGCUUCUUUCGGCGUUCGCAUCAGCUAAAAAAGGUGGAGACGAAAUGCAUCGUCGGGUUCGGAUGGGUUCUGAGGAGAUAUGGUAGUGUGGAUUCUCAAAGCAGCAAUCAGUCUUCACUUGAAAGCCAGAAGUUGAAGUUUUCAGAUGAGAAGGUACAAAGCAUUUUGACCAGAAUUACAGGUCUUGAUUUACAGAAGGUUUUUAGGCCUGUUAAGAUGGAGAUGAAGCCUCCUUCAUACCAUCUGAUGACAGAUGAACAGCUUUCCGAGGCCACAAAAACAGCAGAAGAAGUGGCAAGACAGAGGUUACAGAUGCCCCCAGUUCUGCCAGAACGCAAACCUAUUUGUGAUAUUUUGGCAGUAGACAAAAUCUUGGAUGGACUUGAAAAAAGCAAAUAUGUAUUCACAGAUAUCACCUUUAACGUUCCUCAUAGGGAACGUUUCAUUGUGAUUAGGGAGCCUGAUGGUAUCUUGCGCAAAGCAACAUGGGAAGAGAGGGAUCGGAUGGUGCAGAUUUACUUCCCCUUCAAAGGCAGGCGACUGACUACCCCAGCAGUUUUCAAAGAGGCAAACAUGAAGGUUGUAUUUCUUGAGGAUCGUCAUGAGUUUCUUCUAAACCAUUGUCUUGUUCAGUUUGAACCAGAUUCUGCUGAAUAUAAACAAAUUCAUCAUUUGACUUAUGAGAACAUUGAUCAGCAUGGCAAAUAUGAUCUCCUGCGCUCAACUCGUCACUUUGGUGGAAUGGUUUGGUAUUUGGUUAGUGAACGCCGAAUUGAUGGACUAGUAAUAGAUAUGAUUCAGAGAGAUUUAAUACAUGAUGCAGAAAGUGUUGUUGAAUUGUAUCACAUGAUGUAUCCUCAGUGCCAGUCAGCAAAGGAGGCUUCUGAGCAGCAAGCUAGUGGAAUUAACUUACUUAAGGUGUAUGCCAGGACAGAAUCCAAGCAGUCCGGAUAUAUUGAACUUGCACUUCAAGCCUACCAACAAAUUUCUCUGCAAACUUCAGGCUAACACUUUUCUCAAGUGAUGACUUUGUCUUGUCAUAUAGAUUACUUAUGAUAGAUUUCAUACUGAUUGAAGAAUAAACUUUGAUGACCACUGUC